Molecule: messenger RNA, 678 nt
Organism: Mercurialis annua (annual mercury)
Lineage: Eukaryota; Viridiplantae; Streptophyta; Magnoliopsida; Malpighiales; Euphorbiaceae
Product: dirigent protein 22-like
Exons: 1
Coding region: 53-613 (186 amino acids)
Source: RefSeq, a predicted model, not a curated record
UCACAAAAUGUUUCAUUAAUUUCUUUCACCAUCUCAAUCAAAACGCUAAAAAAUGGCCAAAACUCUUAAUAUUCUCAUAUCCACCGUACUCAUUCUCUUAUUCAUUUCCCCAUCACAAUCUCAUAGUUUCUCAAAAAGAUUAUCUCCCAAUGCAAUAGGCCUCAAAAAAGAGAAACUAACCCACCUCCAUUUCUACUUCCAUGACAUUGUCUCAGGCAAAAACAUCACCGCAAUCCCUAUCACUAAACCCGCCACGAACUCUUCCACGCUAUUUGGAACUAUAUUCAUGGCCGAUGAGCCUUUGACUGCGAAGCCCGACAUAAACUCGAAGCUUAUCGGAAAGGCUCAAGGGAUGUAUGCAUCGGCGUCGCAUACCGAAAUUGGGUUGCUAAUGGUUUUUAACUUCGUGUUCACGGAAGGAAAGUUCAACGGUAGCACAUUAAGUCUAUUAGGGCAUAAUGCGGUGCUUUCCGGCGUCCGAGAAAUGCCUAUUCUUGGUGGAAGCAGAGUUUUCAGAUUUGCUCGUGGGUAUGCUCAGGCCAAAACACAUACCUUUGACCCCAAAACUAAUAAUGCCAUUGUGGAGUAUAAUGUUUAUGUUUUUCAUUAUUGAUAAUUCAUGAAUGAUUAUUAAUUUGUUUAAUUAAUAAUUGAUUUUUUUUUGCGUGUUUCUUUCUA